Messenger RNA from Cucurbitaria berberidis CBS 394.84, 1926 nucleotides. RefSeq names its product leukotriene A-4 hydrolase. The record is from RefSeq and is a predicted model, not a curated record. Gene Ontology annotation, cellular component: cytosol. The transcript has 2 exons. Gene Ontology annotation, molecular function: metallopeptidase activity; zinc ion binding; epoxide hydrolase activity. Lineage: Eukaryota; Fungi; Ascomycota; Dothideomycetes; Pleosporales; Cucurbitariaceae. The coding region runs from base 1 to 1926 and encodes 641 amino acids. Gene Ontology annotation, biological process: proteolysis.
AUGCAUCGCGCCCCCGCAGCCAUGGUCACCAAACCAAUGGCCGACCCCAACAUCACUAUUAACACACCGCGGGACCCAAACACGCUAUCGAACUAUCACAAUCUCGUGACUCGACAUACCAGCGUUGACUUCGACAUCGAUUUUGAGAAGAAGCGGCUGUAUGGAUCUGUAAUACUAUCACUCGAGAGUUUGACUGACGAGAAGGUGACGGAUGUGGUCUUGGAUAGCAGCUUUCUAGAUAUCUCAGUCGUAGAGGUUGACGGGCAGAGCGCCAAAUUCAAGGUUGAUGACCGUGUAGAGCCAUACGGCAGCCCGCUCACCAUCACACUUCCGUCCACUGUGCCGAAGGGGAAAACUGUCGACAUUGAAAUCAAGGUUGCGACAACGGACAAAUGUACGGCACUGCAAUGGAUGACGCCCGCUCAAACCGCGAACAAAAAGCAUCCGUACAUGUUCAGUCAAUGUCAAGCAAUCCAUGCCCGCUCCGUUUUUCCCUGUCAGGAUACUCCGGAUGUCAAGUCGACCUUCAGCUUUGCUUUGCGGUCGCCAUUGCCGGUCCUUGCCUCAGGUCUGCCGACAGGUGCGAGCGAGUACCAGCCGCCCAAGAAAGAUGGCGAGAAUGGCACGCUGAAGUAUACCUUUGAGCAAAAGGUCCCCAUCACGUCCUACCUCUUUGCUGUUGCAAGUGGUGAUCUAGCGUGUGCCAGUAUCGGCCCGCGUAGUACGGUUUGGUCCGGCCCAGAGGAGCUUCUCGACUGCCAGCGCGAACUCGAUGGCGAGAUUGAACCCUUCAUGAAAGCUGUCGAGUCCAUUGUCUCGCCCAACUACCAAUGGACACAGUACAACAUCCUCAUUCUCCCUCCAUCUUUCCCCUACGGCGGCAUGGAGAACCCCGUCUGGACAUAUGCGACACCCUCCGUCAUUUCCGGCGACAAGCAGAACAUUGAUGUCAUCGCGCACGAACUCUCUCACUCAUGGUCUGGUAACCUGGUUAGUGCAGCAAGCUGGGAGCACUUCUGGCUGAACGAGGGAUGGACGACGUAUUUGGAGCGCAGGAUUGCAGCAGCAAUUCACGGGGAAGCACAUCGCCAUUUCAGUGCUAUCAUCGGCUGGAAAGCUCUUGAGGAGAGCAUUGAGCGCUUCGGUGAAUAUCACCCAUACACGCAACUCGUCACCGACCUCAAAGGCCAGGAUCCAGACGAUGCCUUUUCUUCCAUACCUUACGAAAAGGGAUUCCAUGCGCUGUACCAGUUUGAGCUUCUGAUUGGAAAAGAGAAAUGGGACUCUUUCAUCCCGCAUUACUUCGAGACGUUCAAGAACAAAAGUUUGGACAGCUACGAUUUCAAGUCGUGCUUGAUUGAUUUCUUCGCAAAGGACUCUAAAGUCAACAAGAAAUUAGAAGACUUUGACUGGGAUAAACUAUUCUAUGCGCCUGGUUACCCGCGGAAGCCGGAUUUCGACCAGACCAUGGUAAAAGGCUGCUAUGAGCUUGCUGACAAAUGGCACUCCCUUGUCACCCAGACUACCAGUGGUGAGUUCAAGCCCAAAGAGAGUGAUAUCAAAGGCUGGAUCGCCAAUCAAUCGGUUGUAUUCCUCGAGAAACUGCAGUCAUUCGCAGAGAACCUCUCGCCGGAGAGCGUGCAUCAACUUGGCGCGACGUAUGGGUAUACAAAUACCCAGAACAUCGAGGUUCUCUCGCGAUACUUGACUAUUGGCUUGAUGGCGAAAGUUCCCGAGACAUACCAACCCUCGGCUGACUUGCUUGGACGCAUUGGCCGAAUGAAGUUUGUUCGGCCCAUCUUUAGACUGUUGAAUGCAGCAGACCGAGAUCUAGCGGUGAAGACGUUUGAGAAGAACAAGGACUUCUACCACCCUAUUUGCAGACAAAUGGUUGAGAAGGAUUUGUUUGGUGACGAGACGAAAUAG